Molecule: messenger RNA, 1113 nt
Organism: Ectocarpus sp. CCAP 1310/34
Lineage: Eukaryota; Phaeophyceae; Ectocarpales; Ectocarpaceae
Source: the annotation of a GenBank genome assembly
AUGUUGGCAGCGUUGGCGUGCGAGUUGAACCUCGACUUGUGUCAUUUCGAUAUUGAGCAAGCUUUUGUGCGUUCGGAGUUGGAAGAAGACGUAUACAUGCGAUUGCCGCAGGGAUGUGGAGCUCUAUCUGGAAUGAUUGUAAAACUAGGCAAGAGUCUGUAUGGCUUGAGACAGGCAUCUAGGCAGUGGCAUGCAAUGCUGAAGAGGUGUUUGGUUGCGUUGGGAUUUGAGCAGUGCAUGGCCGAUGCUUGUGUGUUUCGAUUGAUUGAAGGGGGGUGUGUUGUUUUGAUUUUGGUAGUACAUGUAGAUGAUAUUUUUGCUGUUGGAGAGAGGGAGAAAUGUGACAAGUUUGGCGCCGACCUUAACAAGUCCGUGCCGGUGAAGAACCUGGGAGAGUUGAGAUGGUAUUCUGGGUGCUUUUACGAGAGAAGCAAGGAGACUGGUAGGCUGACGAUUUCUCAGCAGACUUUCACGGAUGAGCUAGCAGCAGAGUAUGGAGUAGCAGGGGGUAAGAGCGUUCCCAUGUCUUCGGGGGUCAAGCUUUCUGACUUUGAUGCGGAUGAAGAGGCGACAGAUUUUCCGUUUUGUGAGCUAGUAGGAUCUUUGAUGUGGCUGGCGACUCAGAUUAGGCCAGACAUUGCGAAUGCCAUAAGGGCAGUAGCUAGAUAUUGCGCGUCUCCGAAGCGGGUGCACUGGGAUACAGCGAUGGGUAUAUUAGGGUAUGCGAGGAGGACGAGUUACAUGGGUAUUUCAUUUCAGAGAGGUACGGUAGAAGGAUUCAGCUUGCAGGGGUACGCUGAUGCGGAUUUUGCGAGCAAGGCAGCAGACCGUAGGUCGGUAUCAGGGGGAAUGAUAUAACAUGCGGAGGAGGCGUUGUGUCUUGGUUUUCCAGAACGCAGAAAUGCGUUACGCUUUCGACAACAGAAGCAGAGUAUGUCGCACUAGGCGACGUAGUGAAGGAGAUUUUGUUUUUGAGGCAGGUUUGGCGAUUUAUGUUGCCGAAGGUCAGCAUGCCGUGCAUCCCAGUCUUUGAGGACAACCAGGGGGCGAUUCAACUACCGCAGAACCCCAUCUCGAACUCGAACUCGAACCACAUUGAUGUAAGGCACCAUU